This is a messenger RNA of Phanerochaete carnosa HHB-10118-sp, 1099 nucleotides long. RefSeq lists its product as uncharacterized. Gene Ontology annotation, cellular component: delta DNA polymerase complex. The record is from RefSeq and is a predicted model, not a curated record. The transcript has 4 exons. Gene Ontology annotation, molecular function: DNA-directed DNA polymerase activity. The coding region runs from base 7 to 942 and encodes 311 amino acids. NCBI's taxonomy places the organism in Eukaryota, Fungi, Basidiomycota, Agaricomycetes, Polyporales, Phanerochaetaceae. Gene Ontology annotation, biological process: DNA synthesis involved in DNA repair; DNA-templated DNA replication.
UCAACGAUGGCUCGCAGAACUAUAAAACCGAAAAUACUCAAACAAACAUCGCUGUCGUUCCCGGCAAAGCGGUCGAACAUAGCGUCGGGCGGAAAGGAGAAACAGUCUCAGUCGUCUGCUUCUGCGACUCCUCUACAAACGACUGCCGACAUCUCAGAUGUUGACGACGUUACCAGCACCUAUGAACCAUCCGAUCUUGAAGAAGUCGAGCAUAUUGCGACCCUCGCUAAAGAGGAUGACGAGGCGGAGCAGGUCUCCGACAGCGAACCUGAACGCACUCUGACGUCAAGAACGAAGGCGGGCAAGCGUGCGGCGCAGUCUGUGGAGGGGAAAGAGAAGGAGGAGGAGGAUGGUAUAGAGGACGAGGGGGAAGAGAAGGAGCGGCCGAAGAAGAAACGUCGGGUCUCUGUGCGGGUUGCCAAGUCUGCGGCUGCCUCUAUCGAGGUUCCUCCUAAGGGCGAGGAGAGCUUUGACCCCUCAGCGAAGAAGGGCAAGGGUAAGAGAACUAGGGGGAAGAAAUCUCUUGCCAAGUCCGUCUUCGGCUCGCGCGAGGGUGUUGAGAACUCAGAGGGCAACAGAGAGGCUGACUGGGCCACGGAGAGCAAGAAGAUCAAGAUUACCGCCAAGGGGAACGGCAAGGGAGCUGUUGCGAAGCACGUGGAUGUACUCAAGAUGAGGGAGUACUUUAGUUAUGUCCGUGCGCAGCAGGGGAACGUCAAGCCAAUUCACGCACAAAACCAUUCCAUGGAAGAUCAUAUCCUCCGCUUUUUUGAUCUCUCUUAUCAGUAUGGCCCCUGCAUAGGUGUCAGUCGCCUUCAACGCUGGGGACGAGCAGAAGCCCUAGGCUUGAGUCCCCCUGGAGUUGUGAAGCAACUCCUAACGAACGAAGACGGCACCGAACGAGUCGAAGUCAAGGAAUGUGUCUUCUUUGGGGAAGUUUGAGGCUUCUUCCCUAUCCCCCUUUCCCCUUAUCGGUGCUGUGCGUGAUUUUGUACUUUAGUCUCGCUCCACGGUCGAAAUUUGGACUUUCUGUUGUAGACUUGCCGUUGUAGUUGUAAAGUUGUGCAUAACUUACGAUUAUAUUUUACGGAUGUAGCAU